GCUUUCCUUUCCCCCGAAGACUGGGUAGGCUGCUGCCGGAAUGGGCAAGUUUAUGAAACCCGGGAAAGUGGUGCUGGUCCUGGCCGGACGCUACUCCGGUCGCAAAGCCGUCAUCGUGAAGAACAUUGAUGAUGGCACGUCAGACCGCCCCUACAGCCAUGCUCUGGUGGCUGGAAUUGACCGCUAUCCUCGAAAAGUGACAGCUGCCAUGGGAAAGAAGAAAAUCGCCAAGAGAUCGAAGAUCAAAUCUUUUGUGAAAGUUUAUAACUACAAUCACCUCAUGCCCACAAGGUACUCUGUGGAUAUCCCCUUAGACAAAACUGUUGUCAACAAGGACGUCUUCAGAGACCCUGCUCUUAAACGCAAGGCCCGACGGGAGGCCAAGGUCAAGUUUGAAGAGAGGUACAAGACGGGCAAGAAUAAGUGGUUCUUCCAGAAGCUUCGGUUUUAAAUGGUUUCUUUUGUUUUGGUCAUUAAAAAGAAAAAAACCUG
Molecule: messenger RNA, 492 nt
Organism: Galeopterus variegatus (Sunda flying lemur)
Lineage: Eukaryota; Metazoa; Chordata; Mammalia; Dermoptera; Cynocephalidae
Gene: RPL27
Product: ribosomal protein L27
Exons: 5
Coding region: 41-451 (136 amino acids)
Biological process (GO): translation
Cellular component (GO): cytosolic large ribosomal subunit; ribosome
Molecular function (GO): structural constituent of ribosome
Source: RefSeq, a predicted model, not a curated record